AUGCUGCAGGAUACCAUUGCGAUCAUUUUAAUAUCUUACUUUACCGCAUUUCUGGGCGAAGGCCUGACAUGGUUAUUUGUUUACCGAACUGAGAGGUAUCAAAAGUUGAAAUCUGAGGUGGAUAAGCAGAGCAAACGCUUGGAAGAGCAGCGCGAUGUCACAGGCAUCACCAUUGAUCGCACAGCAAAGAAACGGCUUGAAAAGCAGGAAGAACGUUUGAAGAACAUAAGCAGAGAGUUUUCGAUGGUCAAAAUGAAAUCCAUGUUCGCGCUUUUGUUUGCAAAUGCAAAACUCUCCCGGUUAUCACCGUCCACAAAUUCAGCGUACAUAUCUGAUACCAUUAGCUCGAGAGCAGACCGAACUUCGGUAGUUGACUUCAUCGAUUUCGUUUCCCAGGCCUCCCCCACUUCCUGCACCAAAGCAAACCUGAAGGCAUGGCGGAAAGAUGCAUUCAAAGCCUUGCGGUUGGUGAACGCGGAACGUAUGUUCCAAUCUCCUGAACAUAUUGUUCGCUCCGACCGACCAUCAUUCACAGAGAAGUCUACAAAAGCAGACACCCUUGUAUCGGAAGAAAUCAGCGUUAAAACACCGCGCAAACGACUGAGAAAUUCAUCAAAUGCUGCAGGUACAGCACAUGCUCCUUUACUAUCUUUCAAAGCUUCGAGCAUCUGCUCAUUGCGAACACCAACGCUUUGUUUAUCCGACAUCAGCGAUACCACUCCCAUUUCUCUUCUCAUCUGUGCUUCCCGUUUGGCCCUCUGUGCUUAUCAAUGGCCCUCCAUUUUGUGGAAAAACCACUCUGUUAGAGGCCGUUUCUGGGGGGUCAAAAUGAUAUCCAUGUCAGUCGGUACCAUUCCAGCUAACCUAAAGGCCUGGACUGAUGUGUUUGAGCAAGCAAAGAAUUCAGCUCCUUGCGUUUUGCACCUGGAUGACAUUGAGAGCAUGGAGAGACACUCUGUACCUGCCGGCACCUUCCGGAUCACUUGUCUUUUAAAGAGCCAGUUACUCAGAGAUUUGAUAGGCUCCGGGGUCGCUGUGGUCGGUGAAACUAGAUCCUUGCUAGCCAGCCUACCUCAGGCGAUAGUUGAUCUGUUCAGCCAACGACUUACGUUUGGGAUGCUUAGGGAAGAACAUCGGCUUAACCAUAAGCCUAUCCUAAUUACUCGCGAUCUGGUGGACGAGUGUCUCGCAAUCGUAGUUCCUGCGGUGAAGAACACGGCCGAAUUUGUCACCAUUCCGAACAUUACUUGGGCUGACGUCGGGGGUCUGGACUCGAUCCGCACAAAGCUUCACAAUCGGUUCAUGCUGCUCGUAGACGAUUGGGAACGUGCUCAAGCUUUGCAUCGUCACUCUGGCGGAGUGCUUCUCGAGGGCCCACCUGGCUGUGGAAAAACGCUCGUGGCCAAAGCACUUUCCAACCAAGCCGGCUUGAACUUUUUAUCUGUUAAGGGCCCAGAGGUGCUUAACAAGUUCCAAGGCGAGAGUGAACGGCGCAUACGGGAGAUAUUCGAGAGGGCACGAGCCUGUCAGCCCUGUUUGAUUUUCUUCGACGAAAUCGAUGCGAUUUGCCCAAGACGCGAUGGAGACGAAGCCACAGGUAGCCGUGUCAGUCUGGUUAAUCAACUUCUUGUGGAGCUAGAUGGCAUUGAUAAGCAUCGCUCUGGUCGCGUAUUUGUUGUGGGUGCCACCAAUCGCAAGGAUAUGAUCGAUCCGGCUAUUCUGCGUCCCGGACGUCUUGGAUUACAUUUGUUUAUUAAUCCACCUCAGACCGCUGCCGAGCGAGCUUCUGUUCUUUGUGCAUGUACGCAAUCUGCAACGGCUCCAAUAGUCCAGGGUGGAGUGGAGUCCCUAAACGAAUUAGCCAACGAUUCCCGUACGAUUGGUAUGAGUGGAGCCGAUUUGGACAACUUGCUGGAGGUGGCCAAGCAACUCGCUCAACUUGACAAACAGGAUUUCAUCUCCCGUUCUCAUUUAUACACUGCGCUAAAGGAACUAUGUACAGAGAAAUGCGCUCAAUAA
Dicrocoelium dendriticum is the source of this 2019-nucleotide messenger RNA. NCBI's taxonomy places the organism in Eukaryota, Metazoa, Platyhelminthes, Trematoda, Plagiorchiida, Dicrocoeliidae. The record is from the annotation of a GenBank genome assembly.